This is a messenger RNA of Caenorhabditis bovis, 831 nucleotides long. NCBI's taxonomy places the organism in Eukaryota, Metazoa, Nematoda, Chromadorea, Rhabditida, Rhabditidae. The record is from the annotation of a GenBank genome assembly.
AUGCGGCCUAUUAUUGCGAUUCUCGCUUUAAUCACUCUCGCGUAUGCCGCCGUAGACGACAUUACUGUAGAAAGUUUCAAAAUCGGAUUUCUCGCUAAAGACCAAGAUGCAAAGGAUGAGCAUUUAAAAAAAAUGGCGGUUUUUUCCAAAGCAUCUGGAGUGUUGAGUGGGGACGCUAACCAGCGAUUGUACGUAAAGUUUGACAUUCAAAAGAAGUCGGAUAAAUCUAAAGUUGCUCCUGAACAAGUUUUCUUGCGAUUCGAGCAUUCUACCGGCGAAGAUGUGAUUCUGGCGCUUGAAUCACAAUCCACUGGUGGAUAUUUAUACGAUACGUCUCUUCGAGUAGCUGCUAAGAAGUUCAACCAUCUCACUGGUUCAUUCAAAGCCAGCCUCAUUGUUGGAGGAAAAACUGUCAAGAAUCCAAUCAACUGGACCUUUGCUGAUCUUGAACUAGCAUUGCCAUCAAAUCCACCAAUCGUGCCAAAAUCUCAAAAAAUCAGCUACGACGUUUUGCCAGAAAUCGUUCACCAAUUCCGUCAACCAGAAAAGAGACCUCCAGCAGUCAUUUCUGACGCCUUUACCAUCAUCUGCCUUCUUCCACUCGCAUUUCUUCUUGCUGUUUGGUUCAAGAUUGGAAUCAAUUUCGACAAUGCCCCAGCAUCUCCAUGGGUCAUAAUUUUCCACGGUGGACUUGCUGGAAUUCUUGCGCUCUACCUUUACUUCUGGAUCAAGAUCGACAUGUUCGAAACUCUCAAAUAUCUUUCGGUACUCGGGUUCAUUACAUUUGUCGCUGGAAACCGCGUUCUCAGAGCACUCGCUACUGACAAGUAA